UAGCGUCUCCACCCCUGUGUGCGUCCAGACCAUCCUCCCCAGCAUGUUUGGCGCGGGGGUGGGGAUCAUGCAGAGCUGGUUCUGUGCCUGCUGGGACAGCUCCUGGGUGUUGUACACCUGUGUUCUUCUGGUCCUGGUCAUCUGGGUGGCCUUGAUGACUCAGCACAGCUUCUCCUGGAGAAGCAGGAUGGCUCUUCUGGUCAGCAGGCUCCAACGGAGAGGGACAGUGGACAAGGGAGAAGGUGCAAAGAAGCAGCGGGUGAAGCAGCCACGUGACCAGCUGUGUUGGGACCCCUCACGCCGCACUCGCCGAGCUUCCAGGCGCCGCUCCAUCCACCAGCUGCUGUGUGACAACUCAGACUGUGUCCUGUGCAACGAGGUGGCCCAGCAAGCCGAGCGGCUGGUGAACACCGACAGGGCCAGUGUGUGGGUCCCUGCUGGGCCAGGGUCACCUCCCCCUCCUGCCUCCCACUCCAAAGGGAGGAACCUGCUGGGUAGAUCCAUGUGGAGAGGCCUGGAUGUGCUGCAGUGGUGCCGCUCUAGGACAUGUAUAGGCAACCGGGUCCUCCCACCUGCGCAGAGCCCCUUCCCGCCCAGUAAGUCCCGCUCCCCUCCCGAGCGCCAGGCAGGCAGCUGGAAAACAGAGCGCCACCCGCCGAGAGAGGAUGAGGAGGGGCUGCCCCGCCCACAGCAGGCCAAAGGCUCCUCCAUGGAGCAGGAGGAAUGUUUCUGCUGCUCCUGUCUCUGGGAUGAGACUCUCCUUCGCGGGCAAGAGCAGGCCCAGAGUUCCUCUUCUUUCCAGCAUGAGCAGCCCCUACUCACAUGGGAGCUGAGAACGGGAUCGAGCCAGCACGAGCCAUUUCUUCCCAGUCAUGAGGAGUACCCCAGCCCCUCUCCUGCUCAGCAUGAGCCCUUCUCACCAAGCCAAGGGGAACAUGGCUGGGUCAGGAGUUUCCUGCACAGAGGCAGAGCAAGGAGCCCCCAGGCCGCUCCCCAGAGGCAGGCGCAUCGCCCCAAUUGGGUGCCGUUUCUGGUCAAGUCCCCAGGUGGGACCAGGAUGUCAGGGCGGGAGGCCAAAUGGCAGCGAGACCAAGAAAACACGGCACCCAGGGCCGCAGGGGAAGCUCCGAUGUCUCUGGCUGGGAGACCCCCAGCGCGGGUCAGCCCUGGAGCCCUGCGUGUGCCCGGCAGGCUCGAAUUGGCCGAAGCGGAGACCCCCUUCCUCCAGAGCGACGUCAGGGCGAGUCUCGAGCUCCUUGGGCCAGAGACUGAUCAGAGAGUCUCAGAGCCAGGCAAACCAGUACCUGUGUGAGACGUGCCAUGGCCUCUUCACCACCGGUGAGGAGAGACUCAGUCUCCCGCCCUGUCCUGCCAAGGGGGCUGAGAAGUCAGAUGUGGCGAGGGCUCAGCUAGAGACUCACGUGCGCCAGAGGGACAGGGAGACAUCAGGUGAUGUCUGCAGAGGGGAGCAAGGUGCAUCCUACCAGCAGUCUCGGGAUCUGGGCCGUGCAGCUGGCGCCCGCCUGUACGAAGGUCCCGCUGGCGCUGAGGAUGGAGAGGAAGCAGGGGGCCAGAUGUGGGCCCCACCAGCACAUCAUCCCCAGCCAGUAACCAGAGACAAUGCGGGAGACAAAGGCUCGUCCGCAACCUCCAAUGAGCUUGUGUGCCCCCUGUCCAGUAGCCGGUGGCCAGCCAGCCCCUCGGAGCAGCGCCCGCAGUCUGCAGAAGGGCUGUCCCAGUUCAGCACUGAAGGCAAGUGGGAGAUGGUCGGGGACUGGGACAGUGAGGCCAUGGCAGCCUGGGACGCGGAGGGGGAAGGCAGCCUGGGGUGGAAGGAGAGGAGGGACACCAAGGUGCGACGCAGCAUGAGAGAGAUGCCGGCGGAGGGGACAAGCCCAAGGGCUGGAACCAACAUGAGGCAGACAGAGGCCAUGGUGCUGACUGAGGCACCACCCAGGGCUGAACAGCUGCCUCAUGCACCUCCAGGGAGAGGGGCCGAGUCACCGUCCAUCCCCUGCAAGGGGAAGGGCUCCACCUUCAGGGGAAUCAUGCUGGGCUUCCUCAAACGCGUCACCUCCAGGGCAUCGGUGGAGAAGAGAGGACAGGUUGACAGGUCGGUGGCUGCACCACGCGGAGCCCCGCCACCCCCUUAGAAACUCGCCCCAUCCCCCAAGAGCGUGACCUUCAAUGCCAAUGUCCACAUGUGGGCAGAGGUCAGGAGAUGCCAGCUGUGUUCCAGCGCGGAGGAGAUGGAUGGUGCUGGGAGAAAGGAGCCAGCCACAGCUGUUUGGACCAGGCCAGGGGCUUCCAGGGAAUGGGGCUCCCCAGGGAUCUGGGGUGGCCUCCCCCAAUGCCAGGUGAGGGGACAGCAUGACCAGGAGAGAAGAACCUUCUCCACAGGAAACAGGGCCGUCAGCAGCGUGUGGUGGAUACCAAGAGCGGGUGACCCUGAGAGUGACCGAAUGCAGGGAGGGGAAUGUGCAUGAUCCCAGUGGGACGCCAGCUGUGCCAGCGGCACCUUCCGCCUCAUGGCCACCACCCCCAGCCUGCCCCACCACCAGGGACACCAGAACAACUGGCAGUCACAAGGGAGAAGAAGGCGAAGGAGUCUCACAGUCUGGCUCAGCAGCCCUGGGCUCCAACCAGCCAUCUCCCAGGGAGUCCUCCAGAACAAAGCCCAGAGAGCAGAGGGGUCGGGGACUCAGCCCUUCUCGUCCACAGGGCCAAGGUGGAAGGCCCGCGGUGCAGCAGAGGGGUUGGGGACUCAGUCCUUCUCGCCCACGGAGCCAGGUGGAAGGCCCAUGGUGCAGCAGCAGGGCCAGGGGAGUGGACAGCAUGGGGAUCCAGGCCCAAAGCAGAGAGUGGAGAUCCAGCAGCAGAGGGAGGCCCACUGGCAGAAGAACAAGGUCCAGAAGCAGAGAAGGGGAAUCCCUGGUGGGAGAGGGAGUCCAGGAUCGGCAGGGCGCACGCAGGAGGUCAGGCAAGGCCAGGUCACACGGGGUGGCCAUGCCAGCCAAUGGCGUGGGAGGAAAUGCCACCAAGGACACAUCCGGGACAGUCGGCGUGUCUAAUCUGGAGCGCCGUGGGCACCGGGCCAGGCUGGAAAUUGAGCUUCUGCAGCCAGGGUCAUGUCCUGCCAAGAGCACAGGCCACGUGUGCUGGUUCCACCAGCAUCAUGCUCAUGCCCACCUUCACCAUGUCAUGACAAAACGCCAGCGCUGCACGGAGAGAACCUGUGUGCCUUGCGGGAGAGGAUGCAGGCCUGGAGGAGGAAGUUGUCCCCGUCACUCAACA
Molecule: messenger RNA, 3294 nt
Organism: Mauremys mutica (yellowpond turtle)
Lineage: Eukaryota; Metazoa; Chordata; Testudines; Geoemydidae
Exons: 3
Coding region: 44-1312 (422 amino acids)
Source: RefSeq, a predicted model, not a curated record